Perca fluviatilis (European perch) is the source of this 2273-nucleotide messenger RNA. Its product is annotated as nucleolin 2-like. NCBI's taxonomy places the organism in Eukaryota, Metazoa, Chordata, Actinopteri, Perciformes, Percidae. The transcript is spliced from 11 exons. The coding region runs from base 310 to 1827 and encodes 505 amino acids. The record is from RefSeq and is a predicted model, not a curated record.
GGAAGCGUCAUCAACACGCAACACACGCACUUGCGACACCAACUUGCGCCUUUCUCUAAACCCGAAACGGAAGAAAACAAACUAAACGUAAACUGGGACCAAAGACCGACUGGGAACAUUAUAUCCAUGACUGGAGUAACUGGUUUUUAAAACGUUUUUUAAUGACACGCUGUGGCACAGUGACUGUAGCUGUUAGUUCGCGAGCCAGCACCUAACAGCUGGUGACAAAAACAACCAACAAACUGCGAAUUUAGCUAACAUUAAGUCAAAAAGAAGAAGCUAACAGUAGACCAAUUUGGCGCGUUUUGGAUGAAGAGCAUUUUAUUACUGAGCAACAAGAUGGACUGCAGCACAGCUGACGUGCCCAAUGAUGUGGUACACGACUCCCCAGGGAACGGCAGCUCCUGUUCUGAUGAUGACGUACCUCUCUCAGGGCUCCUGACGAAGCCACACAGUAAGGAGAAACCGUCACGUGAAAACACACGCAGCUCCAAGACUAAUUCAGAAAAGGACAAAAGUGCUAUGGCAGCUAAGAAACUAGAGAAAAAAGACAACACGUCACUCAGAUCUAAUGGCACAGAUAACAAGAAAGCAGGUGGUACAGAUGAUGAUGAUGAUGAUGAUGAUGAUGAUGAUAAUGAUAGGUCUGACAAUGAGCCUCUCAGAAAAAUUGCCAAAAAGCCCUCCAAAGCAGCAAAGAAGACUUCCUCCGUCCCUCCAAAAAAAACUGUUGAUUCAAAGAAGAAAGAAUCUCUGGAUGACGACGAUGGCUCGGACGAUGAGCCUUUGAGUGAACUUGGCGAGAAACUUUACCCCAAACGUCAGAGAAAGGCACCUGGUACUCCAUCUGGAAAAGCAACGCCAGUUAUUAAAUCCAAAAGGACCGCAGCAAGAAAAAAGGAUAUGAAUACAGAUGAAAGCUCUGACAAUGAGCCUCUCAAAAAAAUUGCCAAAACUAACUCUAAGGCUGCAAAGAAGACUUUCUCAGUCCCUCCACAAAAAUCUGUUGAUUCAGAGAAGGAAGAAUCUCUGGAUGAUGAGGAUGGCUCGGACGAUGAGCCUUUGAGUGAACGUGCCAAGAGACUUUACCCCAAACGUCAGAGAAAGUCACCCGGUACUCCAUCUGGAAAAGCGACCCCAGUUAUUAAAUCCAAAAGGAACGCAGCAAGGAAAGAGGUUAAAUAUGCAGAGUCUUCCAGUGACAGCUUAGAUUAUGAACCACUGGCAACAAUAAAGAAGAAGUUGACAAAGGCUCCUAAAGAGAAAAAGACUUCAGACAACAGCAAGGAAACAAAACUUAAAGAAGAAACACUUAAAGACUCUUCAUCCGCAGACAGCAACUCAGAUGAUAGUUACGUUCCCGUGGUGAACGUCAGUGCCAAGAAGAAGAAACCAGUGAAGAAAAACACAAAGAGGACAACUGCAUCGCCAGGCAGAGCGUCAAGAAAGAGACGAGGACAUUCUGAUGAAAGCUCAGAUGAUGAACCCUUAGUUAGACUCGUGAAAAAGAAUCGCACAGGCAGACAAAAAAAACAACCGAAGGCUUCCCCCCCGAAGAAGAAGAAGAACACAACUUCCAAAAAGUCAAGAAAGAUGCUUGAGUCAGAGUCCUCAGGCAACAGUUCAGACGAUGAACCUUUAAUCAAACCAGCGAAACAUCCACAAGUAACAAAAAUCCUGAGAAUAAUACUAGAGAGGUGCGAUGGUGAAGAAGCUGGGGACACAGGAACAGGAGGCCUGACCAAAACCACUUCAGCCGAAACACAGAUUGCUGGAAAGAGCGAGGAGUCAGAAGACUCAGCGAAAUCAGCAGAAGAAGAAGAAUAAGCAGAUGAAACAAAAGGUUGAAGAAAUGGCGUUUUAUGGUUUUCUUUCACCAUUUGGACGGGGAAGUUCAAACCACAUAGUGGCUACAAAGUUUAAAGGACUUCAGAAUGUGUAAAUCUCUCAGAGAGACACCUAAAAAUUACAAUUAGUGUUCAUGUAAAGUGACUUAAAGUGUGUUUUCUAUACAGUACCUACAUGUUCAUGUUUAAUUUUGGGACCAGAUUUUGUAGGCUCCUUAAAGAUUUUAUGCACAGUCUUUGAUGUUAUUUUACUAUUUCUGCACAUUGUUAGCACUGGCUGUCUCCUCUGGUUUAAUUUUUUUUAAGAGAAUAAUUCAGUGCUCAUUGAUAUAAGCUACAUCCCUGCUUUCAUAUUAACUGUAAACUCUGCAUGCAGCAGUGAAAAUCUGUUGUGUUGGAUUAAACUGCUUUCACUUAUGAAAUUUA